GUUCUAGCAACACUCUCUUAUAACAAAGACACUAGCAUAAUAGCCAUGGGGAAGAAAUGCUCUCAUUGCAGGAAUGAUGGGCACAACUCAAGAACAUGCAGUAAUCCAAAACUAUUUGGAGUGCAUCUUCAAAUAUCUUCUUAUACUUCAUCAUCAUCAUCAUCAUCAUCAUCAUCUUCAUCUUCAUCUUCAUCUUCAUCAUCGUCGCUUGUUUCGAUCGAUGAAACCGGUGAAAAGCUUUGCAAUGGUUAUUUUUCUCAUGCUCUCAUGGCUAGAGAUGACAGAAAAAAAGGAGUUCCAUGGAGUGAAGAAGAACAUAGAUGUUUUCUUAUUGGCCUUGAGAGAUUAGGGAAGGGUGAUUGGAGAGGAAUCUCAAGGAGCUUUGUGAUAACAAGAACACCAACACAAGUAGCAAGUCAUGCUCAGAAAUAUUUUCUCAGAAUGAAGAACAGUACCAUGAACACAAAAAGAAGAAGAAUCAGUCUCUUUGAUUUGGUUAAAGAAGGUCAAUUGUUAUGCAGUGAGAUUGAUCUCAAUUUGCCACCUUGUUCAAAUUCAAAGAAUUCAAGCAGUAAAGCUUUGUUUGUGGAAACUAAUCUAGAGCUGAGUUUUUCAUCAAGAUGUAUUUAGAACUUUUUCUUUUUCUUUUUUUGGGAGUGGAUUGUUAUCUUUAAAGGAUGGCUUUUAUGAACCUUGCCCCCACCAUUCCCACUCCCAAACUUGGGAUCUUAGUAGGUGGAUAUGUAAAUAAGAUUACUUUCA
Molecule: messenger RNA, 762 nt
Organism: Dioscorea cayenensis subsp. rotundata (Guinea yam)
Lineage: Eukaryota; Viridiplantae; Streptophyta; Magnoliopsida; Dioscoreales; Dioscoreaceae
Product: transcription factor MYBS3-like
Exons: 3
Coding region: 46-630 (194 amino acids)
Biological process (GO): response to gibberellin; response to auxin; response to ethylene
Molecular function (GO): DNA binding
Source: RefSeq, a predicted model, not a curated record